Messenger RNA from Anopheles aquasalis, 1784 nucleotides. RefSeq lists its product as uncharacterized. Gene Ontology annotation, molecular function: protein binding. NCBI's taxonomy places the organism in Eukaryota, Metazoa, Arthropoda, Insecta, Diptera, Culicidae. The record is from RefSeq and is a predicted model, not a curated record.
AAAUCACGUAUUGGACUGCAAAAAGUUGGAUUAUUAAUCAAUUAUUUACCCGGAAUUGAUAUUUGUGGCCAUUUUUGUGUGCGAUCAGAACAAACAGUGUUAAGAAGGAUUAGAAUCCUUCUAAAUAAAGCAAGGAAAGUGCAAACCAUUUGCUGCCCCGAUCCAGGAAGGAAACCAUCGUCGGAAACUGAAGACUGGCGAAAUUUAGGGUGAACGAAGAAAAAUGGCACAGAAACGCAACUUUAUUAAUCGCUUACCAGACGAGGUGUUAUCCAUGGUGUUUGAUCGGCUCGAUUUUGAGAGCCUGAAAAAUGCGUCACUUACGUGCCAUCGAUGGAAUAACGCGAUCUUCGAAGGUGGAUGCCUAGAGAGAUUUUUGUUGGUCGUAGAUUGUCGAAGCCCCGCGCUAUCAAACAGGAACCCAUUGAAAUCGCUAGCACCACGGAUUAAGCUGUUAACCAGACACACCACACGACGUUAUCGGAAUUUGAGAAUUACGGUAGUGCCUGGCAUGGAAAAUGUUUUCACUACAAUCUGGAGGGUUAUUCAUCCGAAAAUCACGAGCAACAUCCGCUGGCUGUACGUUGGUUAUAUUCGUGCUCAGAUGUCCGAUUUGUUACCGUUAUUGAUUGAUUCAAUACCGUCUCUACUACAUCUACAAUCGCUAAUGGUAGACGAAGAAUCAGCAAUGGGUUCUGGUGGCUUUUUUUCAAAGAUACCUCAAAAGCAGAUACCAAAAAUUCGAAGCAAAUCGCUCCAGGAAUUGGGCAUGAGAUGCAGUUACAGAUACACGGUAGAUCUGCCGCAGCUGGAAACAUUUCAAGGUGCGCUAAGCGCUCUAAAUCUACCAGACGAUAGCUCGCAGUCCCUUAUGUUAUCCAAUCUCAAGCUUCUUCAGAUAUUGGCAAAGAACGAUGAUUCCAUCAAUCCAACUGUGUUUCGGCGAAUGCCGAAUCUUCACUCCAUUAUUUGGGAUGUUCCUGUAGAUGAGGCGCUCUUAAUAGCAAUGUGUGAAACGUACCCCUCGCUUACAAGAUUGCAAUUCUCUCCAAACAUUAUGUUUACCGAUCGGUCCCUUUUUGAACACCUGCUGAAGCUCACCGAGCUUCGUCAGCUUACUUUUCCUGCCAUUAAUGUUAGUCAACUGGUUUACGAUUUUUCAAAAUUUACUCACUUGAAGGAUCUCUAUCUAGGAAACAACGAGAUUCCGGCUGUUACUUUUCAGAGCCUUCCCAACUCAAUCCGAGCAAUUGGCCUACGCCUAAAUCCGAAUAAUGAGCGAAACCUGAUGGAAAUGAUUCCGUGCAAAUUUGCACAGUUGACGGAACUGCAUAUGAUUUUUUACGACGGUCCGGCAUCACAGAAAAUACUGAACAUUUUGCCAUCGCUGAAACAACUGAAGAGACUGUCGCUCACCCGUUGCAAUUUCCAACGAUCGUUUUUCCUUGGAAUGGACACCCCGCUGCCUCAAAUGCGAGUUCUACAGUUCAUAUACUGCACACUACCUACAGAGCGUCUAUUAGGACUUCAGGAAAAGUUUCCAAACGUGAAGAAGCCUGAGUUCAUUCAUUGUUUCGAAUCUUUGCCUACUGAUGUAGGUGACCUCGAAUCAGCCUUUCUGCGUUUGGUAACCUACAAUGCUAUGCGUUAGUAUAAGGCAUGUUACAUGAAACAUUCAAAAAAUUAUAGAAUAAGUUUAAGAAAACCAUACGAAUGCAGCGUAAAGCAAUACAGCUGAAUGUACGAAGUCUCAAUGUAAGAAAUUUUCGAACGAUGAAAUGAAA